AGACAUAUCACAAUUAUUGUUCUCCAAUUUUUCAUUUUUCUUCCCCAAGAUAUAGCUUCCCAAUCUCAACCACAGCCACGUUUUCCUCCUCCUUCUCCUCCUAUACAACACCACCCAUGGCCGGAGCUCUCUCUUCCACCAUACAUGGAAAUCUCAUAGCUCGUGCUGUCUCCAGUUCCAAUCCUAAACACCCAUUAUUCUCUCAUAGACCCAUGGUAGUUGCCAUGUCCACUGACCAGUCAUAUUGGAGCUCUGUAAAUGCUGACCUUGACACCCAUCUCAAGCAAGCCAUUCCCAUAAGGCAACCACUCGCGGUCUUUGAGCCCAUGCGCCAUCUCAUCUUAUCCGCCCCACAAACUUCCGCACCGGCCUUGUGUAUCGCCGCUUGUGAACUCGUUGGUGGCCACCGGAACCAAGCCAUGGCCGCAGCAUCCGCUUUACGUCUCAUGCAUGCUUCUACUUCCACUCAUGAGAACCUGCCUUUGACAGACAGGCCCAGGCCGAGGCGCAGAACCAGGCCCACUUUAUAUGGCCCUAACAUCGAGCUUCUCAUAGCAGAUGGAAUGAUACCAUUCGGGUUUGAGUUACUGGCACGGGACGAUGACCCGGCCGAAAAUAAUUCGAAUCGGGUUUUGCGUGCUAUCAUUGAGAUCUCACGUGCCAUGGGUUCACAAGGGGUGAUCGAAGGGCAAUAUAAUGAAUCACAAUACGAGGAAUCGGAGGGGGAGGAAAUAUUCCACGUGGGAUGGCUUCAAAAUGUAUGUAGAAAAAAAGAAGGUACCUUACACGCGUGUGCGGGUGCGUGUGGCGCAAUAUUAGGAGGUGGAAGCGAAGACGAGAUAGAAAAAUUGAGAAGGUAUGGCUUGUAUGUAGGAAUGGUACAAGGAAUAUUGAGCAAGGUUGAUGAAAGGAAGGAGUGGCCAGCGAAAGAGGUGAAUAAGCUAAGAGAUUUGGCUCUUAAAGAAUUGAAAGAUUUCAACCAAGCAAAGGUUAAAACAAUUUCUAUCCUUGUUGAGACCAGGUUUUGUAAUUUAUGAGUUUUACAAGAUAAAUAUUAUUUUUAUAAAAAUAAAAUAAUAUUUAUUUUAAAUGUA
Messenger RNA from Hevea brasiliensis (rubber tree), 1094 nucleotides. Its product is annotated as heterodimeric geranylgeranyl pyrophosphate synthase small subunit, chloroplastic-like. NCBI's taxonomy places the organism in Eukaryota, Viridiplantae, Streptophyta, Magnoliopsida, Malpighiales, Euphorbiaceae. Gene Ontology annotation, molecular function: prenyltransferase activity. The record is from RefSeq and is a predicted model, not a curated record. Gene Ontology annotation, biological process: isoprenoid biosynthetic process. The transcript has a single exon. The coding region runs from base 117 to 1037 and encodes 306 amino acids.